Messenger RNA from Daphnia carinata, 1355 nucleotides. It is a transcript of the gene Usp30, whose product is annotated as ubiquitin carboxyl-terminal hydrolase 30 homolog. NCBI's taxonomy places the organism in Eukaryota, Metazoa, Arthropoda, Branchiopoda, Diplostraca, Daphniidae. The record is from RefSeq and is a predicted model, not a curated record. Gene Ontology annotation, cellular component: nucleus; cytosol. The transcript is spliced from 4 exons. Gene Ontology annotation, biological process: protein deubiquitination. The coding region runs from base 175 to 1323 and encodes 382 amino acids. Gene Ontology annotation, molecular function: cysteine-type deubiquitinase activity; cysteine-type endopeptidase activity.
AUGUGUUGCUAAUCAUGCACGUUGCCUUUGUUAACUUUUCCGAUUAAGUAUAUUGUAACGUUUUCUAAUAUUUUAAGUGCUCAUGAUUAUAUCUCUCUGUGGAAAUAACUGCCCGUAGUCACUUUGUAGAAACCGAUGGCACACGUGCUGAUAUAAAAUGUCUUCAUUCCGGAAAUGUUAAAAUCAGUUUUAAAACAUUAUUGGUUUACUGGGGCGGCUACAGUAGCAGUGGUUGCAUCAGCGGCAUAUUUUGUUGCCGCAGGAGAGCCAGAUGAUGGGAAAUCCCAGACAAUUCCGAAGAACAAAUCAAAAAACAAAUUGUCAGGUCUAAUAAAUGAAGGAAAUACCUGCUUUAUCAAUGCCACCUUGCAGGCGUUGGCAUCAUGUCCCAUCUUCUUUAACUGGAUCAAUUCUGUCUUGACAAAAAAGACAUCAGAUGUUACUGAACAUUAUCUCAGAACCACCUGCAGUCUUAACUUGACAAUGGCUGUUAUAAACAAUCAGCACCCAACUAUUGAUGCCCAUCCCUAUAAUACAAGACAGCUCAUUCAGUCAUUGGAGAAACAUGGAUGGAACCUAAAGUCAGAAGAACAAGAUGCACAUGAGUUUUUCAACAUGUUAUCCACUACUAUAGAAGAAGAAAUUAACAAGAACAAUAAAACUACUAAAGGCAUAUCGAUUGAUGAACAAGCAACUACCAGUGUUUGUCAACCAAACUCUUCCUCACCAUUUAGAGGCUAUUUGGCUAGUCAGCUUUGCUGUUUAUCAUGUGGCCACAAAUCUGUCCGUUACGAUGCAUUCGAAUGUUUGUCAAUUCCGUUGCCAAAGUUAGAUAUGCGAAACGCUUUCACAAUGCUUAAUGUGGAAGGUUUGUUAAAACAGUUUCUGGCUGCAGAAACUGUGGGUGAAGUACAAUGUGAUAGCUGUUCGUUGAAGAACGGAAAGAGCGUAUUCCUGAAGCAGCUUAGCCUCGGCAAGCUCCCUCAAUGUCUAUGUCUACACAUUCAGCGUUGCGACUGGACCAUUACAGGCCAAUUGACAAAACGUCAAGAUUUAGUCAAAUUUAAUGAAGAAUUAAAUGUUGGUAAAUUUGUUUACACCAAUCGAAUUUCCGGAAACUUCAAACCCGUUACCUACCGAUUACGGGCCGUUGUGGAACACCUGGGAAUGGCCGAUUCUGGUCAUUUUGUAACCUUUAGGCGUAAUAUCGUCGAUGGCCGCACAAGGUGGUUCUACACCUCCGACACGUUCACAAGGACGGCCACAUUCGAUGAAGUUCUCAAGUCAAGCCCCUAUAUGCUAUUUUAUGAGAGGUGUACAUAGGUAUCGUCUUAAUACAUUAUUUGUAUUGGUAA